Molecule: messenger RNA, 227 nt
Organism: Effrenium voratum
Lineage: Eukaryota; Dinophyceae; Suessiales; Symbiodiniaceae
Source: the annotation of a GenBank genome assembly
GACUUGCAGGAGUACUUUCGGCAGAAGGACCUGGACUAUGACUCGCUGAUGGUGCAGAUCAAGGAGCUCGUGGUGAAGACGCUGAUUGCCACAGAGACGCCCAUCGUGAGUGCCUGGCAUAACGGCGCCAACUACCGAGGAGUGCCGAAGGGAGUGGGGCCCAAUCAGACCUGCUUCGAGCUCUACGGGUGCGAUGUGCUGGUGGAUGCCCAGUUGAGGCCCUGGCU